This is a messenger RNA of Gadus morhua (Atlantic cod), 4052 nucleotides long. RefSeq names its product bicaudal C homolog 2 (gene bicc2). The record is from RefSeq and is a predicted model, not a curated record. Gene Ontology annotation, cellular component: cytoplasm. Gene Ontology annotation, molecular function: RNA binding; protein binding. The transcript has 19 exons. NCBI's taxonomy places the organism in Eukaryota, Metazoa, Chordata, Actinopteri, Gadiformes, Gadidae. Bases 118 to 3711 code for a protein of 1197 amino acids.
UGGGGCGGGGCUGUUCGACAGGGCUAUAGCGCCUGUUUCCACCCCUCUGUCCCCCACUCUGAACAGCGCCUCUCACACCAAAACACCCUCCCACUGACGGGGGCUUCACGUCCUGCUAUGGCCACCAGCACCACGGAGGGCAGUGCUCCAUCCGCGGCCAGGGUAGAGCCACAGGAGCCUGACUCAGAACCUAGCUUAGGACCCGGCUCAGACCCUCAACCUGAGCCCAGCAUCACUCACAGCCCAGACAAGAACCAGGACCAAGUUCAAGAGCAGAACCAGGAUCAGGAACAGGAACAGGACCAGGACCAGGACCAGGACCAGGACCGGAAACAGGACCAAGUUCAAGAGAACCAGGAAGAGGACCAGAGACAGAACCAGGACCAGAAAAUGGACCAGGAGAAGAACCAAACCCACUACCAGAACCAUGACAGGGACAAGGAUCUGGAACAAGACCAGGACCAAGUCCAGAACAAGGAUCAAGACCAGGACCAGGACCAGGACCAGAACCAAGGCCAAAACCACAACCACAACCAGGACCAGGUCAAAGACCAGGACCAAGACCAGGACCAGGACCAGAACCAAGACCAAAACCAAAACCACAACCACAACCAGGACCAGGUCAAAGACAAGGACCAAGACCAGUACCAGGACCAGAACCAAGACCAAAACCAAAACCACAACCACAACCAGGACCAGGUCAAAGACAAGGACCAAGACCAGGACCGGAAACUGGACCAGGAACCGGACCAGAAACAGGACCAGAAGAAGAACCAAACCCACAACAAGAAACAGGAUCAGGACCAGGUCCGGAACCAAGGCCGGGACCAGGACCAGGACCAGAACCAAGACCAAAACCACAACCACAACCACAACCAGGACCAGGUCAAAGACCAGGACCAAGACCAGGAGCGGAAACAGGACCAGGAACAGGACCAGAAACAGGACCAAAACCACAACCAGACCUCCACUCUGCCAGAGAGGGAGGAUGAAGAGGAUGAGGAAGAGGAGGAGGAGGACGGAAGGAGGAAGGCAACGGGGCCGACCUCGGAGGACCAGGGCCUUCAGGGGCGGGGUUCAGACCCGGACCAGAUGGAGGAGAGGUUUCGGAUCGACCGGAAGAAGCUGGAGUGUAUGUUGUAUGGUCCGAGGCGAGGAGACGGCCUGUCAGGAGAGGAGUUCUUUGAGAGGGUGAUGAGGGAGACAGACACCCAGGUGAAAUGGCCGUCCAAGUUGAAAAUCGGUGCCAAGUCCAAGAAAGACCCCCAUGUGAAGGUGGAGGGAAAGAGAGCUAAUGUUCUGGAAGCCAAAAGGAAAAUCUUGGAAGUUCUGGAGACCAAGGUGAACAAGGUGACCCUGAAGAUGGACGUGGCCCACACUGAGCACUCCCAUGUGAUCGGUAAAGGGGGCGGGAACAUCAAGAACGUCAUGGGGGUCACUUCCUGUCACAUCCACUUCCCGGACUCCAACCGCCACAACGCCACGGGGGAGAAGAGCAACCAGGUGUCCAUCGCCGGGCCUGUUGGGGGGGUGGAGGCCGCGCGGAGAAGCAUCAGAGACCUGCAGCCUCUGGCCCUGACCUUCGACCUCCCGGCCAGCCCGGUACCCCAGCCCCAGCUGGACGCGGGCUCCCCCGUCAUCCAGCAGGUGUCCCAGGCCCUGGGGGUGGGGGUGAGCUUCAGGGCCAUCCCCCCCCAGCCCACGCCGGCCCACCAGAGCCCCCCGGCCCAGCCGCUGUACGCCAGCCGCUGCUGCGUGCGCGGGCUGCAGGGGAACGCGGCGGACGUCCAGAAGGCGGUGUGCGUCCUGAUGGAGCUGCUGCUGGGGCCGGAGGUCGGGGGUCAGGGGGCGGGGCUGAUCGUCUCCAGCCAGCUGGACGUCACCUCCCAGCAGCACCUCUUCAUGCUGGGCCAGAACGGAGCGCACUUCCUGGCCGUCAUGCACCAGACCCAGACCCAGAUCAUCCUGCCGGACCCCAGCGCUCCCCAGAGCCCCCCCUCGCUGCUGGUCCAGGGCAGCCCAGAGGGCGUGUGCCUGGCCCGGCAGCAGCUCAUGGACUGCCUCCCUGUGUGUCUGAUGUUUGACAUGCGUGAGGAGGGGGAGACGGACCCCCGGAGACUGAACCAGAUGAUGCAGGACCUUGAGGUCUUCAUCAGCAUCAAGCCCAAGGUCAAACAGACCAGCAAGUCGGUGGUGGUAAAGGGUCUGGAGAGGAACAUGUCCAGCCUGUACGAGGCCCGGCGUCUGCUCCUGGGUCUGGACUCCUGUGAGAUCGCCAAGGUUACCCAGCCGACCCCUGACCCAACCAACGGGCUGACUCACUAUUGGCUGAGCAUGUUGCUGCAGCAGCUACGCCUGGCUGAGCAAGGCCCUUUGUUCAGCCAGGUGGCGAUGGGUUCUCAGUGUCACAACAACAAGCCCCGCCCAUCAAUGCCCCCAGGCUUGACCACGCCCACCGAGGAAGGCCGGUCGGGUCUGAGCUGGACCGGGUCCGACUGCCGUCCUCUGGAGAAGAUCCUGGAAAACGAGGACCACUCCGGCCAAUCAGAGCAGGAGAGGGGCGGGCCCAUGUUGAUGACCUCAGCGGAGGCGGGGGAGGCGGUGACUAACGGCGGCCACGCCCCCCGGAUGCUGAGCGGACGCAGGGGCAGCCUGCAGGGUCCUGAGCACUGCAGGGUGUUCAGCCUGGGGAGGAGGCACUCCACGGGGCAGGCCCUCACACACAGGCUGCUGAGCGGCGAACUGGAGGGAGGUGCAAAGAGAGACAGGAGGAACAGCCUGAGGAGGGAGGUGAUUCUGGUUCACGAUGUUCUCGAUGAGUCAUCACUCAGGGACGAUGAGUCAUCACUCGGGGACGAGGAUUACGACUACGAGCAGAAGAAGCUGCUCGCCUCCCGAGCCAUGCAGAGGAAGCCCAUGGUGACGGAGGUCCAGACCCCCACAGACCACUGGAGCGGCCUGGGCUUCUCCAAGUCCAUGCCGGCCGAGGCUGUGAAGGAGCUCCGCAACGUUAGCCGCCGCAGCUACAAGCCCUACCUGAGUGACGGCAGCGCCAGCCAACAACUGGCCUGGGCCCACCAAGCCCUGAGGGACAGAGCGUGUAACGGUAGUAACUCGGACAACUGGAGGGACAGGCGGGGCUCGGCGUCUUCGGUCUCGUCAGUCCCCACCUCCUCGUCUUCCUCCUCCUCACCCUCAUCACCUCCUGCCCAGUUCUCCUCCUUCUUCUCCUCUUCCGCCUCCUCCGGCAAUCCUUUACCUCCUUUCGUGUCCUCCUCUUGUAACAGAGGGAGGGGAAACGACAAGGUCGCGGACAGCUUCUUGUGCAGCAGUGGCAGUUACUUUGAGGGCGGGGCCUCUUGUUCUAGGAGGGCGUCGACAUGCAGCCAGAGAAGCCCCUCCCCCCUGGAGGACGACCUGCCGGAGGUUCUCUGUCAGCUGGGCCUCGGGAAAUAUGUGGAUGUGCUCCACCAGCAAGAGAUUGACUACCAGACCUUCCUGACUCUGUCUGAUGAGGAUCUGAAAGAGGUGGGGGUCUCCACCUUUGGGGCCCGACGCAAGAUGUUAUUGGCAAUCUGUGAGUUGACCAGAAGCAAGAGGAGACUCUCAGACACGUCCAGUGUGAAGUCAGUCUACCUGGAGGGCGGGGCUAGCGGGCGACUCCCACCAAUCGUGGAUUUGGAGGUGGCUGGGCAGAGCAAGCAUUGGUGAAACAAAGGAUCACUCAACUCUCGCUCAACAUCAUGGUUCAUUUUGUGGGUUUGCUCAGACGUAUAUAGAUAUUCUACAUCAUUGACUCAACUUCUACAGCCAUAACCAAAAGAGUUGUAUCCAAACGCGACAAGAAGGUUGACUUAUUCGACUUUUGAUUCAGUGAGAGACGCACAAUGUAGAAAUACAUCUGAUGAAUGUACUUUUCUAAUUUUGUCUAAGCAAAAUUACUUGGUCUUUAUUUUGUGUCGAAUUGGUCUACAUUGCUUUUGGUGUCAAAAUGUUACCGGGUAACCACUAUAGUUCUUUGCAAUGUAAAUAAAGUUUGUAGGUAAUACUUA